AUGACGCCCGAGAGGCCCCGGAGCUCAUUGGUACGGGGCCCUGAGUCACCGCGGAAGCACCGAGCUGCAGGUGUCCACACCCGGCACGGCAGCUCGGGCACGGCCAGCGGGGCCGGGGAGGGCCCUGCCACGAUGGUGCUCAGGGCAGAGGGCAGCGUGCCCAGUGACCUGACCCCAGAGGAGUGCCAGGAGCUGGAGAACAUCCGCCGCCGAAAGCAGGAGCUGCUGGCUGACAUACAGCGCCUGAAGGAUGAGAUAGCAGAAGUGACGAAUGAGAUCGAGAACCUGGGCUCCACGGAGGAGAGGAAAAACAUGCAGAGGAACAAGCAGGUGGCCAUGGGCAGGAAGAAGUUCAACAUGGAUCCUAAGAAGGGCAUCCAGUUCCUGAUCGAGAACGACCUGCUGAAGAACACGUGCGAGGACAUUGCGCAGUUCCUGUACAAGGGAGAGGGCCUCAACAAGACAGCCAUCGGCGACUACCUGGGCGAGAGGGAUGAGUUCAACAUCCAAGUCCUGCAUGCCUUUGUGGAGCUGCAUGAAUUCACUGACCUCAACCUUGUGCAGGCUUUGCGGCAGUUCCUGUGGAGCUUCCGGCUGCCAGGGGAGGCACAGAAGAUUGACCGGAUGAUGGAGGCCUUUGCCCAGCGGUACUGCCAGUGCAACCCUGGUGUCUUCCAGUCCACAGACACCUGCUACGUGCUGUCCUUUGCCAUCAUCAUGCUGAACACGAGUCUGCACAAUCCCAAUGUGAAGGACAAGCCCACAGCAGAGCGAUUCAUCGCCAUGAACCGCGGCAUCAAUGAUGGGGGGGACCUGCCUGAGGAGCUGCUCCAGAAUCUGUACGAGAGCAUCAAGAAUGAGCCCUUCAAAAUCCCUGAGGAUGACGGCAAUGACCUCACCCACACCUUCUUCAACCCCGACAGGGAGGGCUGGCUCCUGAAGCUCGGAGGCAGGGUGAAGACGUGGAAGCGGCGCUGGUUCAUCCUGACUGACAACUGCCUUUACUACUUCGAGUACACAACGGAUAAGGAGCCCCGUGGCAUCAUCCCCCUGGAGAACCUGAGCAUCCGUGAGGUGGAGGACUCAAAGAAGCCUAACUGCUUUGAGCUCUACAUCCCUGACAACAAGGACCAGGUGAUCAAGGCCUGCAAGACAGAGGCAGACGGGCGUGUGGUGGAGGGGAACCACACCGUGUACCGCAUCUCUGCCCCCACGCCUGAGGAGAAGGAGGAGUGGAUCAAGUGCAUCAAGGCAGCCAUCAGUCGGGACCCCUUCUACGAGAUGCUGGCUGCCAGGAAGAAGAAGGUCUCCUCCACCAAGAGGCACUAGCAGCCAGACUGGCCCUGUGAGGCCAGCCCCCUGUCAUGGGGGCUUGAGGGGUGGGGGCCACGCUGCACGCUGGCCCUCGAGGCCCAGGGCCCAGCUUCAGCUUAGCUAUUUCUUUACUGUGGGGGGAGGGAAGGGGCAUGGGCAUCUCAGUGACUCUGGCCCCCCAUCACUGCCUCAUCACCUGACAGCAUCUUCACAGGCUCAAGCUGGAACACAGCACCCCUGGGAGCCCUGGUCUCAGCACCAUGGGCACCCUCCCUGCCUCUGACCCCCAGGAAGCCUGUGGCCAUGUGGCACUGGGUCCCCCAGCACCAGUGCUCAGACGCUCUUGGGCUGUUCUGUUGGGAGGGCGAGCAGCUGUUGGUGAGCACCUGGAGGUUUCGGGGUGCCACAGGUGCUGGGGUGCAGCCCCAGGGGGCCCUGCAGAGAUACAGCUCCUGGCCCUCGUUGUAGCGGGCCUGGGUCUGUCCUGGGUGUCCCCACGCUGCUGCCUUGGACCCCCCCAGCGACCCCCUGCACUGGAAUGGUUCCACAGACACAGGAGGGACGAAGGGCAGGGACUGUUGAUGAGCAGUGGCGGCACACAGGGCAGGGAUGUGCCCUCAGCCAGCUGUGGGAGCUGUGGCUUGGGUGUGGCAGCACUCAGUGGCAUUGCCCCGGCCCAUCCUUGUGCCAUGGCCCUCGUGCCAGGGUGGCAUGGUGCCAUGGUGGAGCCUGCCCUUGGGAUGGCUGCUGGGGGGUCUUGCUGGGUGGGGGCUGUGGCCCCACCUCUCUGCCUCACAGUCGCCUGUGUCUUGUCCUGUCCCCCUCCCCACGCACAAUCUGGAGGCGCCUGGAUCAGUAUUAGUCUAUUUAUCAGAGGUGUAAAUACUCCUGUAUAGUUUUCUCCUUGUAGAUUAUUUUGUAUGUGGGUGGUUCAGUGCAGAGGCCUCACAGGAGUGGGGCGGGUGGGCAGGAUUUUUUAUU
This is a messenger RNA of Passer montanus (Eurasian tree sparrow), 2295 nucleotides long. It is a transcript of the gene CYTH1, whose product is annotated as cytohesin 1. Gene Ontology annotation, molecular function: guanyl-nucleotide exchange factor activity. Gene Ontology annotation, biological process: regulation of ARF protein signal transduction. Lineage: Eukaryota; Metazoa; Chordata; Aves; Passeriformes; Passeridae. The record is from RefSeq and is a predicted model, not a curated record.